Messenger RNA from Ruditapes philippinarum (Manila clam), 333 nucleotides. Its product is annotated as methionine-rich protein-like. Bases 1 to 333 code for a protein of 110 amino acids. The transcript has a single exon. Lineage: Eukaryota; Metazoa; Mollusca; Bivalvia; Venerida; Veneridae. The record is from RefSeq and is a predicted model, not a curated record.
AUGCCAGGGCAUCCUCUAGGGACUAUGCCAGGGCACCCUCCAGGGACUAUGCCAGGGCACCCUCCAGGGACUAUGCCAGGGCACCCUCAAGGGACUAUCCCAGGGUACCCUCAAGGGACUAUGCCAGGGCACCCUCCAGGGACUAUGCCAGGGCAUCCUCCAGGGACUAUACCAGGGCACCCUCCAGGGACUAUGCCAGGGCACCCUCCAGGGAUUAUACCGGGGCACCCUCCAGGGACUAUGCCAGGGCAUCCUCCAGGGACUAUGCCAGGCAACCCUUCAGGGACUAUGCCAGGGCACCCUCCAGGGACUAUGCCAGGACUUGUGACUUAA